AUGGAAGGUGGAGAAGGAGAAGGAAGUGCAUAUCAACCAUAUCAAACUUUAACAAACCUUUCUGUUUUUCAACAAGGUCCUUCAUUAACAGCCACUAAUACGUUUUUAAGGAGUCACCAAAGUCCGUUUUCUUUCCACCUAAGUGCAAACAAUAAUAAAAGCAUUUUUACUCAAUGUGGUGGUUUCUAUGAUUUUUCUUCUUGUAGCAAUGGUGCAAGUGGCAGUAGUAGUCAUGCAAAUGGGAUUUCUUGGAAAAGUUUUCUAGAGCCUAGCUUAAUGAAUAGCAUUCUGUUUAUUGAACAAAAUGCUCUUCACUGGAAUAAUGAAGAGAAUGACAUGACACAAGAGAUGAUAUCAUCUCCAAAGAAUUCAAAAGAGACCGGAAAAAGGACAAAAGAAGGGGCUUCAACUACUGUGCUAGUCAAGGGUCAGUGGACCGAAGAAGAAGACAGGAAAUUGGUGAAGUUGGUAAAGCAGUUUGGAAUAAGGAGAUGGGCUCAGAUAGCUGAGAAUAUGGUCGGUAGAGCAGGAAAACAGUGUCGCGAGAGAUGGCAUAACCAUUUGCGUCCAGAUAUCAAGAAAGACACAUGGAGUGAAGAAGAAGAAUUGACGUUAGUGGAAGCACAUAAGCAAAUAGGAAACAAAUGGGCAGAGAUUGCUAAAAGAAUUCCUGGAAGGACAGAGAACGCAAUUAAGAAUCACUGGAAUGCCGCUAAAAGAAGGCAAAAUUCGGGAGAAACAAGUUGA
This is a messenger RNA of Lycium ferocissimum, 747 nucleotides long. Its product is annotated as transcription factor MYB119-like. Gene Ontology annotation, biological process: regulation of DNA-templated transcription. The transcript is spliced from 3 exons. Gene Ontology annotation, cellular component: nucleus. The coding region runs from base 1 to 747 and encodes 248 amino acids. Gene Ontology annotation, molecular function: DNA-binding transcription factor activity, RNA polymerase II-specific; RNA polymerase II cis-regulatory region sequence-specific DNA binding. The record is from RefSeq and is a predicted model, not a curated record. Lineage: Eukaryota; Viridiplantae; Streptophyta; Magnoliopsida; Solanales; Solanaceae.